This is a messenger RNA of Scomber scombrus (Atlantic mackerel), 3558 nucleotides long. Its product is annotated as adhesion G protein-coupled receptor F5-like. NCBI's taxonomy places the organism in Eukaryota, Metazoa, Chordata, Actinopteri, Scombriformes, Scombridae. Gene Ontology annotation, cellular component: membrane. Gene Ontology annotation, molecular function: G protein-coupled receptor activity. The record is from RefSeq and is a predicted model, not a curated record. Bases 1 to 3558 code for a protein of 1185 amino acids. Gene Ontology annotation, biological process: cell surface receptor signaling pathway; G protein-coupled receptor signaling pathway. The transcript has 16 exons.
AUGGCGUUACUAAAGGCAGUAGGGUUCAUGAUUGUCCUUCUGGCUGUGUACUACAGUCUGGAAAAGCAGGGAUACACAGAGUCACUGAAUGUGUUCUUUGAGACUGACUUUGUAAUCGAAGUUACUGUAUCUCUCUCUGACCCUGACCAACUCAAAACGGUUUUGGACACAUUCACUCUUCCAAUACAAAUCAGUGGCUCAUCUGUAAUAACCAACAUUAAGACCACAACAGUGUGUUCACCAGAUGUGGCCGGAUACCAGUGCAGAUGUGAGGAGAACUUUGCUUGGUCAUAUGACAACUGCAUUAGCCAGCAACCCUGUGAUGCCAUCAUUGGUAACACAUGUGGAUGCAUUAAGAGCCUUCCAGACGAUGGCCAGUACUGUCAGCUAAACACCAGUCAACCAGAACCUGUGGAAUAUGAUUUAUCCCUUGAGUUGCGCAUCCCAGUCGCCAGUGUGCCAUCAAAUUUCAUUGAUCUGUUCAGGAACUUCCUAAUAAAUUUGGACUAUCCACAACUCAUCACCAAGUCUUUAAGUGUAACAAGCGUAAAUUUUACCACAGGCUGCUAUCCAAACUCCACCGGAGGACUGUUAUGUCAGUGUGAGGAGCAGUACGGUUGGUCAUGUGACCAGUGUAACACCUACGGCACAUGCAGCAAUACCACCAGUGCAACCUGUAGCUGCAUAAAUAGCAUUCCUUCUAAUAAACAGUUCUGUCAACCACUCACAAGUAUCACGCCAUGUCCAACACCUACUGCAAUGUCCACACCAAUGACAACAACACCAAUGCCAACAACACCGAUGACAACAACACAAAUGCCAACAACACCAAUGCCAACAACACCGAUGACGACAACACCAAUGCCAACAACACCGAUGACGACAACACCAAUGCCAACAACACCGAUGACGACAACACCAAUGCCAACAACACCGAUGACAACAACACCAAUGCCAACAACACCGAUGACGACAACACCAAUGCCAACAACACCGAUGACGACAACACCAAUGCCAACAACACCGAUGACGACAACACCAAUGCCAACAACACCGAUGACGACAACACCAAUGCCAACAACACCGAUGACGACAACACCAAUGACAACAACACCAGCGCCAGUAACCAUGACAACGACGCCAUUGAUAACAACACCGCCAAUUAUGACAACAACGCCAAUGGACACAACAACAACAACAACAGAGGGCACAGAGCCCUUAACGUUUGAACCAACUACAGUAUUUUCUGGGGAGAAUGUGAUUGUGACGUGCGGCCGUCAAGUAGAGAAUCUCAAUCUUGACAGUUUGACUGCAGAGUGGACACGUGACGGCAUCAAAAUAAUCGAAGAUUCUUUACAUACCUUUUCAAUUAAUAAUGGAGAGGCCAAACUAACUGUGUCAAAAGCCUUUGACACUGACAGUGGAGUUUAUGAAUGUGAACUGAAACAAGGCCUAGCGGCUUUCCGACAGAAAUCCAACAGACAAUUUACUAUCCAAGAGACACCCUUGAUCCAAGUGUCGCCGAUCACAAGCACUAUUGAGUGUUCGGUUGGGAAAGUGGUGUCAGUGCAGUGCUCUGUCCAAAGCACCUACACGGUUGAGAUUAUAGGCACAACUGCAGCAGCCUUUGAUUGUCGCAAUGAUCCAGUCUUUGGCAAUGGAACUGAUGGUGACGUGGCUGAAGUUCCCUGCAAGCCAGAUGAAGCGGGAGAACAGACAGCCGUUUGUAGUGGAACUGAGGGUAAAUGGGUCAAUCAACAAAGCAACUGCAUCCUAAAGGCAGUUCAGGAUCUGCUCGAUCAGUCUGAGGACUUGACUAGCCAGUCACUGCCAGGAUUCUUGGAGCGACUUAGCGGUGUUACUCUCAACUCCACAACGGCUGUAGUUGAAUCUGCCAAUAACAUUAAUGCCAUUGUUCAAAUACUAGACAAUGUAGCAGCAGUGUCAUCAUCAUCACAAAUCACAGUAUCUAAAAACUCAAUGCAGGAUGUCCUAUUUGCUGUUGGUGUCCUCACCACAGAUGAGGCAAGGAGUUCAUGGGACAAUCUAAACAAUAACGAAACCAGUCCAGUAACAAGAAGUGGAGUUGAAAGUGCCAGCUCAACAUUAUUGCGUUCUGUUGAGACCAUAACAAACUCCCUUACCAAUGACUCUUUUACCAUUAACACACCCUUUAUUCUCUUGAACAAAACUGCAAUUACAGGGACUUUCAAUGAAGACUUUGAUUCUGCAGUGGUGGUAGACAUACCUGAUGGUGGAAGCAAUAAUAUCACAGUCAUAACAUUUGCCUCAAUGGAUAACGUACUCCCUCCAAGAGUUGAAAACAAUUCAACCAUCAAAUUCAUCAAUGGGAGAGUGGUUCUUCUUCAGUCCAGUAACACCAUCAAUAAUGUAUCAUUCACAUUCGAUAUUACAAAUGACACUCUGGGAAAACCUCAGUGUGUCUUCUGGAACUUCAGUCUCUUCGAUGGUCUCGGAGGAUGGGACGAUGAGGGCUGCGAGUUGGUAUCCAAUGUUAACGAAACUGUCACCUGCAACUGCAACCAUCUGACCUCGUUCUCAAUCCUAAUGUCACCCAACAGUCCAGAUGACCCUGUGUUAGAUAUUAUAUCCUACAUUGGCGUUGGCAUAUCCAUGGCUUCCUUGGUCAUAUGCCUCAUCAUUGAAGCUGUCAUAUGGAGAAAAAUAAGAAGGAACAACACAUCGUACUUACGCCAUGUUUCUAUUGUUAACAUUGCAGUGUCUCUCCUGAUUGCAAAUAUUUGGUUUAUUAUUGGGGCUGCCAUUUCAGAUGCAGACACAGAAAACCCACCAGCAUGCACUGCAGCUACAUUUUUUAUCCACCUUUUCUACUUAGCCCUGUUCUUCUGGAUGUUAGCCUCAGGUCUCCUGUUGCUUUACCGCACAGUCAAUGUCUUUGACCACGGUUUGACUAAAAAGUCUAUGUUGGCUAUUGGAUUCUCUCUAGGCUAUGGGGCACCCUUAAUUAUUGCAACUAUAACUAUAGCUGUAACAGCAUCCAAAGAUGAAUACAUCAGAGGAGAAGGGGUCUGCUGGCUCAACUGGGACGAGUCCAGAGCUCUGCUGGCGUUUGUGAUCCCUGCGCUGCUAAUAGUAGUGAUAAACCUCCUGAUCUUGAUCGUGGUGAUUUACAAAAUGUUGAGGAGAAGGGCAGUUUCUACACAAGCAGAUGACAGGCACGUUCUACUGGUCAUUAUUAGGAGUUUGGCUGUCCUCACACCAUUUUUUGGAAUAACUUGGGGACUGGGAGUCGGAAUCUUGACAAACCCAAACAACAGAGGAAUCCAUAUAUCAUUUGCAUUCUUCAAUUCGCUGCAGGGUUUCUUCAUAUUGGUUUUUGGAACGCUGCUGGACAAAAAGGUGCGGUCAGAACUUGCACCCAAGUCAGCAAGUUCCAGUGCAACAAAGACCACCAGUGCUGGAAACUCAUCAUCAAGUGGAUUGGGUUUUUUCCGGAACUUGAGAAGAGGAGGAAGAGACAUUCAAGACCUGUUAGCAGACUUUGGUCAUCGCAGUUACUCUGUCAAUGCAGUCUGA